AUGAAAGAGUUAGUACAAAAUUCGCGAAACUCUUUGCUAUUUUAUGUAAAUGGAAAUGAAAUAAUCGAAUCCAAUGCUGAACCUGAUUGGACUCUUUUGUGGUACCUAAGAAAUAAGUUGAAUCUAACUGGUUCCAAGUUGGGCUGUGGUGCAGGUGGCUGUGGAGCUUGCACAGUCCUCAUUUCACACUGUACUGAUCGAUACUCUGGUAAAAUUGAACAUUAUACGGCGAAUGCAUGUUUAGCACCGUUGUGUUCUGUUGAUGGAUGUCAUGUAAUCACUGUAGAAGGUUUGGGUUCAGUGAAAAACUCAAAUAUUCAUCCAGUUCAAUCUCGUCUAGCUGAAAUGUUUGGUACACAAUGUGGCUUCUGUACCCCAGGUAUUAUCAUGUCUCUAUAUGAGACUGUAUCAAUGGAUGACAACAAUGAAUCACCGAUAAUGCAAGAUAUUGAGGAAGCAUUCGAUGGACAUCUAUGCCGAUGUACCGGCUAUCGAUCUAUACUAGAUGCGGCUAAAACAUUUGCAACAGAUGUUGAUAAAUACAUUUCAAUUCGAGAAUCAUCAACAUCGAAAAUCACAUCGACGACAUUCGAUAAAUGUAUUUCGUACUCGAGUUCCAUACUCGAAUGGUAUCGUCCGAUUUCACUCGAUGAAUUACUCUCUCUUCGUCAUUCUUAUCCUGGUAGUGCAUCGAAGCUCGUCUUUGGAAACACUGCUGUCCAAAUUGAAAGAAAAUUUAAACACAUCCAACAUCAUCGUCUUAUUUCAAUAACACAUAUUGAUGAAUUACAACAAUUAAAAAGAACACCGAAUUCCUAUAUUAUUGGUGCUGGUAUUACAUUCACACGCUUACAAUCAAAAUUAUAUGAAUGGAAGAAAGAAGUGAACAGUGAUGGCGGUAUUUGUGAAGCUCUAAUUGAUCAACUGAAACAUUUUGCAUCGGCACAAAUACGAAACGUUGCUUCGUUCGGAGGUUGUAUUGUCAAUGCUUCGCCCAUGUAA
Messenger RNA from Rotaria sordida, 1002 nucleotides. NCBI's taxonomy places the organism in Eukaryota, Metazoa, Rotifera, Eurotatoria, Philodinida, Philodinidae. The record is from the annotation of a GenBank genome assembly.